AUGGCAUCCAAAGCGACGAGUCCCAAACGAAGCAUCGCCCAUUGCGAUCUGCUGCCAGACCUCCUACAGCAACUCCUUGAAAGUGAUCACAACACCCAUCUCGUUGUAUGUGCCACCAAGUCCGAGUUUCUAGUGCAACUUGCAGCGGCGAUUCGCAAGCAACGAGCCGAUCCUGAAGCCGCGACAAGCCAUGAUCUGCUCACAAAAACCAUCGGGCUUCUUGCAAGAUCCAGCAACAUCACAGUCGCGUUUUGUUCGACACUCGAGAGCUUCCGGGCGCAUAUUGCGGUUUUCAAGCCCACCGCAGACGAACCCGGCUCGCAACGCCGGCAGCUACUUUCGAUCCUUGAUAUGGUAGCGCUGCAUACCACAACAACGGAAUUCUCAGCGCAAGGGCUCUCGAGAACCCUGGCUUCUGUUGUUGAGACUGCCUACAAAGCGGGAAUUGACCUGAGACUCGAUGAGUGCGAAAAUGCCCUGGACUCUUCCAAUCCUCUCUGGGGAAGAAGGAUAUGGGAUACGAACGUCCCCUUACUAAAUGGGUCGGUCCGAAUGGGAGGCGAUGAAACCAACUGGGGCGCGCGAGGCAUCCCCGUGAGACGUAUUGCUGAGCGCUGGUUUGAAUUCCACCCAAACGGUCCCACUGGGUGA
This is a messenger RNA of Penicillium olsonii, 651 nucleotides long. The record is from the annotation of a GenBank genome assembly. Lineage: Eukaryota; Fungi; Ascomycota; Eurotiomycetes; Eurotiales; Aspergillaceae.